Messenger RNA from Rotaria sp. Silwood2, 501 nucleotides. Lineage: Eukaryota; Metazoa; Rotifera; Eurotatoria; Philodinida; Philodinidae. The record is from the annotation of a GenBank genome assembly.
AUGUCAAAUCUAGAAGAACUCGAUUUAUAUCUUUCAGUGCAUUAUGAGAAAAGAUUUAUUGAUGGUUAUGAUUUGAAAGAGAAUAUUAUCAAUCAUUUAUUAGAAUUAAAAAAAUUUACAUUUAACAUACGUUCAUUGUUGUAUCUCAACGAUCAAAUUUAUUUAUCAUCAAAUGAAGAUAUUCAACAUUCAUUCAAAGAUUUCUAUGAUCAUCAAGUUAUUUCAUAUGUUGAUUAUUUCUCAAAUCGUAAACAAGGUCAAUGUCAGAUUUAUUCAUUUCCACAUCACGUACAAUAUUAUGAUUAUAUUAUAAAUAGUUUACCAGAUGGAAUAUUUGAACAUGUUCGUGAAAUUUCAUUAUUUGAUGAACGUCCGUUUGAACAUGAAUUUUUUCUUCGAAUUGCUAAAUCUUUUCCAUUGAUAGAAACAUUAAGUAUCAACAAUAAACAACCACAGAAAAACAAAUUUUCUCAACAAUCAAACGAUGAUGAUCAACAUUGA